Molecule: messenger RNA, 3510 nt
Organism: Saccharomyces mikatae IFO 1815
Lineage: Eukaryota; Fungi; Ascomycota; Saccharomycetes; Saccharomycetales; Saccharomycetaceae
Gene: RGT1
Product: Rgt1p
Exons: 1
Coding region: 1-3510 (1169 amino acids)
Cellular component (GO): nucleus
Molecular function (GO): zinc ion binding; DNA-binding transcription factor activity, RNA polymerase II-specific
Source: RefSeq, a predicted model, not a curated record
AUGAACGAGCUGAAUAGUGUUUCGACAAACUCUAGUGACUCCACCAAGAACGGUGGUACUUCCAAUAGUCCCGACGAUAUGAACCCUGCAGCAGCUAGCGGUCACGCAAUGAAGAAGAGAACAAAGGCUUCUCGGGCCUGCGAUCAGUGUCGUAAAAAGAAAAUUAAGUGUGAUUAUAAAGAUGAAAGGGGUGUAUGCACAAACUGUCAAAGAAACGGAGACCGUUGUAGUUUUGAAAGAGUUCCUUUAAAGAGAGGGCCAUCAAAAGGUUAUACGAGGAGCGCUAGCCAUCCAAGAGCUACCGAAGUACAAGAUCACAAUAAUAUAAGACCAUAUAAUACAUUUGAAAACGGUAAUAACACGAACAAUAACACGGGCAAUAGCGCCAACAACGGCGUUAAUAGCAAUACCGUCCCUAGCACCCCCUCGAGAUCUAAUUCAGUUCUUUUGCCUCCACUAACACAGUAUAUUCCUCAAGCUAGUGGCAUGCCUUCUGGUUUUUCGAAUUCAGCAAUUCAGCCAGCAAUGCCUGUCGGUAAUAUCGGCCAGCAACAGUUUUGGAAAGUCCCCUACCAUGAAUUUCAGCAUCAAAGAAAAGGAUCUAUUGAUUCUUUGCAAAGUGAUAUAUCGGUAAGAACUUUGAACCCAAACGAACAGCUUUCUUAUAAUACUGUACAACAGUCUCCCAUAACGAACAAAGUUACUAAUGAUUCUGGUAAUACAAACGGAAGUAUCACCGGCUCUGGUAGUGCUACUGGUAGUGGCGGCUAUUGGUCUUUUAUAAGAACCUCUGGUUUGCUAGCUCCUACUGAUGAUCACAAUGAGGAACAGACAAGAAGAUCAAGUUCCAUACCCUCUCUACUACGAAAUACGUCUAAUUCUCUUCCGCUAGGUGGCCAGCCCCAGCUUCCACCACCCCAGCAACAAUCACAGCCACAAUCACAACAACAAAGGGUGCAACAAGGACAUAAUAUAUACUCUUAUUCUCAGUUUUCUCAACAGCCACCAUACAAUCCAUCGAUAUCAUCCUUUGGCCAAUUCGCUGCGAAUGGGUUUCAUUCUAGACAAGGAUCAGUCGCCAGUGAGGCUAUGUCACCCAGCGCACCUGCUAUGCUUUCCAGCACAUCCACUAAUGCUGUAAGUGUUGCACAGCAGACGCAAAGACUUCAAGGACAACAGGUGCAACAAUUGUCAUCUGACUUGGAUAUAAAUAAAAGACGACAAUCAGCCCCGGUAUCAGUAACUUUAUCCGCGGACAGGCUGAAUGGCAAUGAGAAUAAUAACGGCGAUCUCAACAACAAAAACGGUAGCAAUAAUAGUGGUUCCUCCAAGGAAUUAUCUCAAAAUUCUCAAGAAUCUGUAACAACAUCAGCAGCUUUGGAGACAUCCAGUCCUGGAUCUACGCCACAUAGAAGUACAAAAAAACGUAGAAAAAGUUAUGUCUCAAAGAAAACAAAAUCAAAGAGAGGCUCAUCUAUUUCCAUAUCAUCGAAAGAUUCUUCUCACCCAUUAUCUUCUUCUUCGACUAUCGUUUAUGGUCAAAUAUCAGAUGUAGAUUUAAUCGAUGCUUAUUAUGAGUUUAUACAUAUCGGAUUCCCGAUCAUACCUUUGAACAAAACUACCUUGACUAAUGACUUAUUGUUAGUUAACACCCAGCCGAUUUCUAACAUACAUGAAGUUAAUUCUUAUGUUAUUUUAUGGUUUAGGAACUCAUUGGAAUUGUUGGUUCGUGUGGCUCUGAAACAAAAGCCUGGGGGCAAAUUCUUUGAUAAUAUCGUUGGCAUGCCACUAUCUUCUGAGAACGAUAAUAACAAAAAUGGGUUCACUACGGCCACGACUGGAGGGGAUACUGAAAAAACAAGACAUGACUCGCAUAGUGAAGUACAGGAGACUUUAGAAGUACAAAGUGUUUUCAUUGCUGCUCUUAAUGAAUGUUUCCAAAAAAUCGUGGAUAUCCAUCCCAAAUUUAGAGAAAAUAACAACCAAAUCUCGCCUAAGGUUAAGGUUAUUUACCUAUCCACUUUUAUUCUUCUAAAUUACAUUUUGGCAUUUGUUGGGUACGACAAUUCAUUCGUGCUUGGAAUGUCAGUGACAAUUUUCAAUGAAUUUAAACUAUACAAAUUGCUACUGUUCCCUGAAACAGGUGUCGAUGAUAUGGUCGCACCAGUUCGUGACGAGGUGGACACAGAAAAUGAAAACAUGAAACCACCCGAAUUUGAUAUUGGAACUGGAAGUGCUGGGCACAUGAAUCCAUCCAAAUCACCGAAUUCUAUGGACGAAAACAUGAGCCACUAUUCAGUGCUAUUCAAAAGAUUAUACGUUCUGCUUUCAGUCUUUGAUUCCCUACAGAGUUGCGCAUUUGGUGGGCCCAAGCUAUUGAACAUUUCUAUUCAAGGUUCUACGGAAAUGUAUUUUUCUAAUGAUUUGGCCUCGAAAUGGUGCCUGGAGCAAAGCCAAUUGAAAUUAAAGAGCGUUUUGCAAAGUUUAAAAUUGGGUGAAUUGAUAAGCGAGAUGACCAGGAAUAGAAUAUCGACGAACGGGAUCAGGAAGCCUGGGUUCGAUACUGCCGAAUCCUCUUUGUUCCUAUCAGAAUAUGUGAAAACGCAGCCCAUAUCAGUAGCGCAAUUAUUUUGUAAACUGUUGAUUGGCAAGCACAGCUUCAUCAAUUGCUUGUUAUCACUGUAUGAUUCAGAAACUAGGGUCUACUCAGAGUUAACAUUAGAUUUAAGUUCGAAAAUAGCAGAUUCUUUAUGUUCAUUGAUAUCGAUAAUUUUACAAAUAUUGACCUUGAUAUUAAGACUGAACCCCACAAAUAGUAUCGACUAUAAUUAUAGACCACCGAACCCACCAGCUAAUGACCCUGCAGUACAAGAGGCAUCGCCUGCUAUGGGAUUGUCCCCAGAAACCAGGAAUGUUAACGCUACGAUUUCGUCCGAGGGAAACCCAGAUUUUUACAAGAAAUUACUGGGUCUCAAACAAGACACUGGAACCAUCCUUUCAGACCUGUGCCGGGGGGUCAUUUCACCUUUUGCUAUUGCCAUCCUGCAUGAAGUCUACAACAUCACAGAAUUGGUCAAACAAAUGCCCACAUCACUCAUUAGCAUUAUGAUGACAGCCACGACGACACAGAACACCCAAGACACCAAGAAGUCGCAAGAUCUUGUCAUGAAGCUGUCGAAUUCGAUGAACGAAGUAGUACAGAUCACUAGUGUGCUGACAAUGAUCAAGCCGUUUAAGAUCUUCGAGCACGAGUUAAACAAGUCCAUGAUGUCCUUGACAGGAGGGCUUUCCCCUGCAGCCAGAAACAGUGCCAUGUGGACAAGCUCAGAACAAAGCCUCCGCCAAACAUCUGUCAUGAAGACAUUGCUUGGCGAACGGCGUAUCUCGAACACUCAAACGACAACGGCGCCAGCCCCAGCAGCGGAACCUAGACUCGAGAACGUUGCUCUCGAAAACUUUGUAAGUAUCGGCUGGAAGUUACUGGACGAUUCAGAGUUGGGCUGGUACUGA